AUGGUAACUGUGCAGCUUGUUGCUGCAGGAUGUAGGAAACUGACACUGAGCCGUGUGAGGGGAUGCUGAUAAAGGGCAAAGUGACAGCAGCAGGAAAACUGUCGGGACCUGUCAUUAAUCUCUGGAACAUACAUAAUGAACUUUAAAUUAACUGCCCAUCUCAUGUGUCUGUUUUCUUUUUUGGAAGACUUUUAAAAUCCUCUGUCUUUAAACCGAUAUCUUUCAGGUAGUCCACCUGGGCCUGUCCCCCAGCAUUGUUUACGUGAGCUACCACCUCCUUUCAUCGGUCUAUUUUCGCAUGUCUCUUUAUACCUUGCUGGGGGCCUCCCUCCAGCUCCACCUCCGCGCCGUCUGUUUAUUUGUUCCUCUCAUCUAUUUUAGAAUGGUUUCCGUUUUCCUCAGACUUUGACAGGAACAAACAAAGGUAUAAAUUUAUAUCGCUCGGGAGGUGUUUUCCUGGUUGACACAAAGUCAGCGCUGUAAAUACUUUAAUAUAUUGUAACAAAAUUUAAACUGUAGUUGGAAUUAUAGGCCUUAGUGGAGAUAAAUUCUCAAUUAAAGUUCAUAAUAAGUUUUUUGAAUGUAUACAUUUGUGUAAUUUGUUACAUUAAACACAGAAAUACGACCAUCUUUGUCUAAAAGCCUGUUUUAUCCAAAUGAAAAAGUUCUGGGAUGUUUUCUUAAUAGAAAGUGAUGUAUCUGUGGUCAAGCCUUUAAUGUCUAAAUAUAGUAUCUGCAGUGCCUAUCUGGUGUCCACAGCUGUUUUCUCUCUCCCUUUUUUUCAAAGCAUGCCUAUAAGAGGGUGUGUGUGUGUGUGUAUAUGAGCUCUGACAGCAGUCGUGCUACAGUUCAACAGCAGCAGAAGCAGCCGCAGAGGGAGGAUGGUCAGACACAUGUUCUCUAAUCUCCUACUACUCUGGUCACUCAGCCAUGACUUUUACAUAACUGGACUGCCAUAUCAUAAGCCGCAGAAGCAGUCCUGGAACAACCAGAGUCUCAGUUCUGUCCCUCUGGAUUUGGAUGUAAGGCUUAGAAGACUAGACCUGUCCAAUAACUUCAUCAGACAGUUGCACACACUUGCUUUGCCAUACUUGGAACAGCUGGACCUGAGCUCCAACCAGCUGGAUCUCAUCUCCGAAGGGGCUUUUGAAAACCUGGCUCGACUUGAGAAGUUGAAUUUGUCCAGAAAUGCACUGAACAACAACUUUGGCAGGAACGGCAAGGCCCUCCAAACCAUCAGUAGACUGAAGAGUUUGGACAUAUCAAUGAACGGCUUGAGAGAUGAUGCAAUGGAAGUGUACCUCCGAAACAAAUCUUCUCUUGAUCAGCUUAAGAUGACUGGUAAUGCUUUAACGAGACUUUCACACAGCUUGUUCAAAGAGAGUACAGGUUUGAGGGCCAUUACUAUUGAUGACAACCAGAUAUCGGUGAUAGAGCAGGGAACGUUUGAACCAUUGGUUCAUUUAGAGAUGCUCGACUUGGCCAGAAAUAACCUCGCACAUAUCUGUGAUUUCAAAUUGCCUCAAGUUAAAUAUCUAAACCUCAGUCAAAAUUCAGUGGAGUUCUUUGUCACGCAUGAGAAUGACCAGAUGUACAGGCUUGAAAUCCUCGACCUGAGUCACAACAAACUCAUUUAUUUCCCAAUUGUUCCAAAAAUUAAUCGUUUAAAGUAUCUUCAUCUACAGAAUAAUAUGGUUGGUGCCUUACAGUCAGAGGCUACAAUGGUAUCACAGGCCAACGCUCUUUACAGGGAGAUUAUGCGUGAAAAAACACCUAGAAAAAAUAACCUGCACUCAAACUGGAGGCUGAUGCCACUGACUUAUAUUGACCUGAGCUAUAACCACUUCACGUCUUUCCCACUGGAGACUUUGAGCCGUCUCUUAAAUUUAGAAACUCUAAAUUUCAGUUAUAACUGUUUGCAAAACAUCACCUGGAAUAUACGAAAUGAUCAAUCAGGGCACCGUCGGCAGCUUUUCUUCCCCUCCUUAAAGUACCUCGACCUGCAAAGUAACGGACUUGCAUCCAUUUCCCCACUAUUUCUUAAUGCGCUCACGCAAAUAGAAACAUUAAAUCUCCAAGACAAUUCAGUGCAACCAUGUGCCCCCAUGGAGCAUUUUCCGAGCUCUCAGCCACCGCACCACAUGAAUCUCAACGCAUCCUGUGUUGUCUUUGGGCAGUUAAGGACUCUUAAACACCUCAACCUUAAAGACAACAACAUCGAAAUGCUUCACCCAAACACAUUUCAGAAAACCUCUUUGGUUUCUCUAAACCUCGCAAGCAAUGCACAUAUGGGAAUGCAAGAAGGCUCAUUGGAAGGUGUGCAAGAGACUCUUCAGUCCUUGAUCAUCAGUGAAAUAAACAUGACCACCUCUGAGCUGUCUUUACCCUGCAUGCCAGUGUUAACGGAGCUGAACGUAUCUAACAACCAUCUAGAUGGGAUACCCAGCAGCUUGAGCUGCUCUCCUCUGAGAAAAAUCGACAUAAGGAAUAAUCGUUUCACCACUUUAAACCAGUCUUUGAUUCUUGCUUUAUCUGUAAGCCUCAAUGUUAUGUAUAUUAGUGGAAAUUAUUUUAACUGUUGUGACAGUAAAUGGCUGAAAAUACUUCACGAGCUUAAGAUAAAACUGCCUGAUGUGAGCGAUGCUGUGUGCUUUACAAGUGAUGGAAACAUUGUAAUGACAGAGUAUCUGAGAAAUCCUUCGGUGAAUUGUUUGUUUCACACAAAAGCACAGGAAGUCCACUUUGGAACAAUGAUCAUCAUUGUUUUAUUUGUAAUUGUUAUUUUAACAGUGUUCAUCAUAAUCACCAGGAAGGUGUGUUUCACACAGACAUCAUUUAGUGUGACAUGAUUGUUCUGUAAACGCACAUGGCUUACAUAAAGUAAGCAAACCAAACCCAGCUCAGAAACUGGAUAGCAAACUGUAACCGAAGCAUACUUCCUGUGUCUUUCAUUGUGCCUGAUCCUUUUUACGAUGAACAGAAGUGGGGUUUAAUGGCUGCUUGGACUAUAAAAACUAGAUUUUCAGAUAAUAAAACGUAGUCAAACCUUCAUCAUCUGUCAUGAUUUAUCCUCAUUUCCAUUCAAGCCUUUCUUGUAUGACUAACCCUGCAACAUUUUUAGCUUAGUAGAACACGCAUCCCGCUGUGUGACCUGUGCAGCCAAAGUGUUGUGAUUGAAAUUGGCUUUAUCGACUCCCAAGCUGUUUGGUUACAGUGCGUGCCAAAUCGCUAAUCAGGCAGAGAAUUCUUGCCCAUCCUUCACUGUGAAAUAUUUGUUUGCAACUAAAAAUUAAACUUGGCUCAAAUUUUUAUGACGUCUGCGAGGCCUUGCACAACAUUCCCAGAAUCUGGACUCCUGAACAAUCCAAUAAAAACGCCAACCUAUGAGUUUCUGAAUUACCAUAAAAUAUAUAUAUAUAUGUUUGACAGUGUGUGCAAGAUUCAUUUGAAUACAUAUAACUUUCUGCAUCUGUUUGUGUUUUGUUGUGUAGAAUUUAUGUGGCUCUGACACUGGUUAUCAAAUACAUUGGUGAAUAUGGCACCAGUUAUGCUGUACAUAAUAAACAUGCUGUGUCUAAUAGCCAGAAUAUGUUGGCAGUCUUCAUUCUGGAAUAUGAAUCCUCUAUUUCUAUACCUGCAAAAAUAAAUCACUGAGGUUUGGA
This is a messenger RNA of Epinephelus moara (kelp grouper), 3662 nucleotides long. Its product is annotated as tumor necrosis factor ligand superfamily member 13B-like. The transcript is spliced from 2 exons. The record is from RefSeq and is a predicted model, not a curated record. Bases 882 to 2849 code for a protein of 655 amino acids. Gene Ontology annotation, cellular component: extracellular matrix; membrane. Gene Ontology annotation, molecular function: tumor necrosis factor receptor binding; receptor ligand activity. Lineage: Eukaryota; Metazoa; Chordata; Actinopteri; Perciformes; Serranidae. Gene Ontology annotation, biological process: immune response.